AAAAGUGUGAGUUAAAGUGUUUAUGAGAAGCUUAUGACUCUCGAUCAGAUCAUCCGCGAGGACGGCACAGAAUUGUUGUGUUCCUUGAGGAAUUGAGGUAGUGACGUCUUUUCUGAUACCCGAUUAUUACGUGACUGAAAAAAAAACCUCAUUUGAUUCAUGAAUAAAAAUCCGAACGCCACAACAGUGCAACAAACAAUACCGCUGUCCUUAAAGGUAACAUGCAGACCGACGUUUACAAAGAAGGCUCUUGAUAAAGCAGGGUGUUUGCAAAGAUUUUGUUGCUAAUUGCGUAAAAUAAAAAAACACCCCGAGCUGCUGCGGAAGGCUGGUCAACUUUGGAGUCACCGAGCAAGAAGAAGGAGAAAGCAGCAGCUGAAGCGAGAAGCAUCUCAGUGAAGGAAAAGAUCAGGGGAAGAGAACAUCUCACUGGCGGCAGCUCCCACUAGCCCUGCUUCUGCCUCCCAUCCUCUCUCUCUCUCUCUCUCUCCUUCUUGUGAUCCUUUCUCUCUCUCCCACCCUCUGGAUUUCUGUCCUUUUCCCUUCCUCUCUUUUUCUUGCUGUCCUUUCUCUGGCAGACUCCACUCCAGCUCUGCGCUGCUACCUACAAACUUUUUGGAGCGGACCCCUGCAACAAAUAACUGCUGCUCUUCUGCCUUCGGCUCCUUUGCUGGUCAGAGAGGCGAUGCCGCAAGAGUUCUAACUAUUUCGGCUGAAAACUUGGGAGACAGUUUAUUAUUCUUUUUUUGAAAUCUACCCUGUAACUGCGCGGCCAAACGCUCUUAGUGCCGGGUGUUAAGAGUUUAAUGAGUGGAAAUGUGUAGCAAAGCGAUCCUAGCCUUACUCAUCUAUGGGAUAAUAAUGCACUGCAGCGUCUACUGCUCACCUGCUGCGGGACUUCCGUACUCUGCGCUAAGGCUGGAAGACGAAGUCUACGACGAGGAUGGGCACACGCUGCAGGACUUCGCCUUUGACAACGACCCGCUUGGCAUAGCGAACCCUUCCUCCCUGCUGGACGACGUGUACACCCUGUACUACCCGCCGGAAAAGAGGCACGCCGAUGGGAUAUUUAACAAAGCCUACAGGAAAGUCCUGGGCCAGCUCUCCGCCAGGAAAUACCUGCACUCUUUGAUGGCCAAGCGGGUGGGCGGUGCCAGCGGCCUGGAAGACGACUCGGAACCGCUCCCCAAACGGCACUCGGACGGCAUCUUCACAGACAGCUACAGCCGCUACCGGAAACAAAUGGCUGUCAAGAAAUACUUGGCAGCAGUCCUGGGGAAAAGGUAUAAACAAAGAAUUAAAAACAAAGGACGCCGAGUAGCGUAUUUGUAGCGAUGAGUAACUCACCACUCCUGUGUAUACAGAGCCCUAGAAAAAAAAGAAAAAAAAAAAGAAAAACAAAAACAAAA
Molecule: messenger RNA, 1409 nt
Organism: Pelodiscus sinensis (Chinese soft-shelled turtle)
Lineage: Eukaryota; Metazoa; Chordata; Testudines; Trionychidae
Source: RefSeq, a predicted model, not a curated record